Molecule: messenger RNA, 1191 nt
Organism: Perognathus longimembris pacificus (Pacific pocket mouse)
Lineage: Eukaryota; Metazoa; Chordata; Mammalia; Rodentia; Heteromyidae
Product: olfactory receptor 2AG2-like
Exons: 4
Coding region: 1-1191 (396 amino acids)
Biological process (GO): G protein-coupled receptor signaling pathway
Cellular component (GO): membrane
Molecular function (GO): olfactory receptor activity; G protein-coupled receptor activity
Source: RefSeq, a predicted model, not a curated record
AUGUAUUUUCUUCUCAGCCAGCUGUCCUUCAUCGAUCUCUUGUAUAGCUCAGCUUUUGUCCCCAAGAUAGCCAUUGACUUCUUGUCUGGGAGGAAUCACAUUUCUUUCAUUAGCUGUGGAAUUCAGUUCUUCCUCUUCAUGUUACUCAUGGGAGCAGAGUGCCUUCUCCUGGCAGUCAUGGCUUAUGACCGCUAUGUGGCUGUAUGCCAUCCACUCCAUUACUCAAUUCUCAUGUGCCCCACAGUCUCGGCUUCCAUGGUUGCAGGAACAUGGUCAUGUGCUCUGCUCAAUGGCCUGAUUCAUGUUACAUACACUAUGAAUCUACAUUACUGCCCUUCCAGGCAAAUUCAUCACUUCUUUUGUGAGAUCUCAGCGCUCCUCAGACUUGUUUGUACUGACACUUCUCUGUAUGAAAACAGUCUUUUCAUCAGUGGGAUUAUAUUCCUCCUCCUUCCAAUAUUGGCCAUCAUGGCCUCCUAUGGGAAAAUCCUUUUCACUGUUGUGGGGUUAAGAUCGAAUGUGGGGAAGAGAAAGGCCUUGGCAACUUGUUCUUCGCAUAUAAUUGUAGUUUCUCUCUUCUAUGGCACAGCCAUCAGUAAGUAUUUUCUUCCCAAAGCAUACCACACUGCUGAGCAGGACAAAGUGAACUCCAUCUUCUACACCAUCCUCACACCCAUGCUCAACCCCCUCAUCUACAGCCUUCGAAACAAAGAAGUAGCUGGGGCACUCAGGAAAGUUCUGGGAAGGGAAAUUUUAAUUAGAAGGCUGACCUCACAGCAGCUAUGGAACUGUUUGGCAGAUGGUCAUGUACACAAGGAAACUUCUCAGCCAGCCUGUCCUGGCCUUAGGCCCCCAACUUCCACGGAGGCCUCAGGCUCCUCUCUGUUCAUCCCCACCCGGUUCCCUGUCCAGUCUGCUCGGCUCUGCUCCUCCACAGGCCUGACUAGGCUCUGCUACACUGACAGGAAUCACAAACUGGCCUUCAACAAACUGAAUUGUCAAGGAGGACUUCCCCACACACUGGUAGCCCAUGAUGGCCAUCUUCCAGGACUUGGACUGAGGCACCUCAGCGGCCUCAACCUUGGCCCAACCACAUCAACUGUGGUGGUGGCUCCAGAUGCUGUGAUAGGCAGCCUCCCUACCCGGGGAAGAGUGGCCUGCAGAGCAGAAGCAGUGGUGUGGAUGUUGUAA